Melanotaenia boesemani (Boeseman's rainbowfish) is the source of this 1681-nucleotide messenger RNA. It is a transcript of the gene pdlim2, whose product is annotated as PDZ and LIM domain 2 (mystique). NCBI's taxonomy places the organism in Eukaryota, Metazoa, Chordata, Actinopteri, Atheriniformes, Melanotaeniidae. Gene Ontology annotation, biological process: muscle structure development; heart development; actin cytoskeleton organization. The coding region runs from base 271 to 1368 and encodes 365 amino acids. The record is from RefSeq and is a predicted model, not a curated record. Gene Ontology annotation, molecular function: muscle alpha-actinin binding; actin binding. The transcript has 11 exons. Gene Ontology annotation, cellular component: filamentous actin; adherens junction; Z disc.
CUCUGUCAGCAGGUGGCGCGUGGACGCACAUCUCGGCCGUUUCUAAAUUAAUAGCUCAAUUAUCUCUGCAGCAGCCUCCUCUCCUCCCUCCUCAGCGACGCGACACGCCUCUGGUUGUUGCCUCUGUCAACCUUUUUAUUUUGGUUACGGCACAUGGCUCCGCGACAUAGUCCUUGUUGUAGCAGUGCGCGCGCAGUCAGGUGAAGAAAGCAGCUUAAAGUACAUCUGUUACCUUGGGAUUUGACUAGAAAGAGUUGAUCUGAUCCCUCAAUGGCACUAACGGUGAACCUGAUUGGCCCUUCCCCAUGGGGCUUCAGAAUAUUAGGAGGAAGGGAUUUCAAGAGGGCCAUAACGAUAUCCAAGGUCAACGGGGGCAGCAAAGCAGAGCAAGCAGAGCUACAACCUGGAGAUAUAAUAUUGGAGAUCAAUGGGGAAAACACAGCGGACAUGCUGAAUGUGGAGGCCCAGAACAAAAUUAAGAACUCAAAGACCCAUCUGCAGCUGGUGGUGGAAAGACCUGAACCUUCCAGUCCUGGACAGACCAAUGGCAUCAGUACCCCUGAACAACUCACUGGGCGCUUCCAGGAAGCGGUCAUAGUGAGUCGAGAUGAGAACCAGAACUACAGAGAGUACACAAUCUCAAGCCCUGCGUCGUUGUCUCCGGGACCUUAUUCCCCAGAUCCUCCUGCUAGCCCUGACAGAAAGGAUAUGCUGACACCGACCAUAAACAAGAGAGUCCAGCUGCGCUCAUGGUCACCUGAGGACAAAAGUAACAGGCUGUCAAGACCACUGUCUCAGGAGUUCUCCCCUUUAGACUUGAGACAUAACUCAGUUUCCAGCAGGACCCCUACCCCACCAGGACGCUACUCACCCCAUAGCCCCAUUGAUCGGGAUGUACCCAUGUCCCCUCGACGCAGUUCCAGUUCUGACUUUGCUAUGCAGAGGUUCGACAGAGAUUCAGAGGUGUACAAGAUGAUCCAGGAGAACAAGGAGUCCCGUACAGCACCUCGCCAGUCCAACACUUUUAAGAUGCUACAAGAGGUCUUGGAGGCUGAUGAGAAAGAGGCAGCGCUGCGGUUUCCAGGAAAGCUCUCACCCAGCGUCCCAACACCAAGUGCACCGGUAGGAGGGGUCAGCAAAUACCACACCUGUGAGAAGUGUGGCACCAGCAUUGUCACACAGGCAGUGCGCAUCAUGGAUGAUCGCUUCCGCCACCCAGAGUGCUACACUUGCACAGAUUGUGGGCUUAACCUCAGGAUGAGAGGUCACUUUUGGGUUGGAGAUGUGAUGUAUUGUGAGAAACACGCCAAAGAGAGGUACCAGGGCCCAGGCAACUUCCCUCAAACCACCGUUUCCCCUCGUCAAUGAGUCUGUAACGCUAUACCCGCCCCGCUAUGGACAAGCACGGCUGCUUGUCUGCCUGAAAUUCCACCUCGUCUGACUCCAACUCCAUCUGAGUUAUAGACCUUUGGAUGAUGCAUGGGGUGGAGAUUAUGGGGAAUAAUUGCUGAUCACAUUUAACCAUAUUCUUGCAAUAUUAUAUAUAUAUAUUUGCUUUACUUUUAACUAUAUGAGCCUCUAUGGUCUCCUUAGGUUAUUUUUGGCUCCCACAAUGAACAGCUCCCAUGGACUCAAGCCACAACACAUUGUGUUAAGGCCAGGUUUGCAUUGACCCUCUGAA